Molecule: messenger RNA, 2932 nt
Organism: Papilio polytes (common Mormon)
Lineage: Eukaryota; Metazoa; Arthropoda; Insecta; Lepidoptera; Papilionidae
Gene: Mcm2
Product: DNA replication licensing factor Mcm2
Exons: 15
Coding region: 122-2761 (879 amino acids)
Biological process (GO): mitotic DNA replication initiation; DNA replication; double-strand break repair via break-induced replication
Cellular component (GO): nucleus; MCM complex
Molecular function (GO): single-stranded DNA binding; ATP binding; single-stranded DNA helicase activity
Source: RefSeq, a predicted model, not a curated record
GACAGCAACAAAAACAACCUGCCUGUUGCUUGAUUUCGUGUAUUUCUGUUUUUAACGCUUUUUCAAUCAGAGUUACAUAAUUUCUAUUAUUCUUUAACCAUUAAUACAUUAUUCAAAAACCAUGAGUUCACCAAUUCCUGAUACUCCGUCUGAUAGAGAUGGGGCUCGGUCAAGAAUGACAUCACCGGCACGGGAAUAUGAAAUGUUCGAAGAUGAAAGUGCAAUCCUCGGCGACAAUGCCGUCGAAGAAGAAGACGAUGGAGAGGAGCUUUUUAACGAUAAUAUGGAAGCGGAUUAUCGUCCUAUGCCAGCUUUAGACCGUUAUGACAAUGAGGGCUUGGAUGAUGAUGACUACGACCCAAUGUCUGUUGAGGCUCGUGUGGCUGCUGAACAGGAGCUGCGGAGAAGGGAUAGAGAUGAAGGCAGAAUCAGACGGGAUGAUCAAGGACUGUUUUAUGAUGAAUCUGAUGAUGAAAGUACAGACGUUCCUCGUAGUAAGCGUCGUCGCGAUGCCGAAAGGGCAGCAACCGGAGACAAGGAGCAAACAGAAGAAGGCAUUGAAAGUAUUGAGAAUCUCGAGGAUACAAAGGGAUAUACAACUAAAGAAUGGGUCUCUAUGUUGGGACCUAGAACAGAAAUAGCUAAUAGGUUUAAAAACUUUCUCCGAACCUACGCGAAUAACAAAGGACAAUUCGUUUACAAGGAUCGUAUACGACGUAUGUGCGAACACAAUCAAGCGUCAUUUCACGUUGAAUUCGAUGUUCUUGCACGGAAAGAACAAGUGCUUGCCUUCUUCUUACCAGACGCACCGUUCCAAAUGCUUCAAAUCUUCGAUGAAGUAGCCAAAGAGAUUGUUUUACAAAUAUUCCCGAGUUACGAACGUGUGACGUCAGAGAUCCACGUCCGUAUAUCUGAUCUGCCGCUUAUAGAAGAGUUGAGAACAUUCCGGAAGCUUCAUUUGAAUCAGUUAGUGAGAACUGUAGGUGUGAUUACCGCAACAACUGGUGUUCUACCUCAGUUAUCUGUUGUGAAAUAUGAUUGUAAUAGAUGUGGUUAUAUACUUGGGCCGUUCGUACAAUCGCAGAACUCGGAAGUGAAGCCGGGAUCUUGUCCGGAGUGUCAAAGCGCUGGGCCUUUUAUGGUGAAUAUGGAGCAAACAGUAUACCGUAACUACCAGAAGGUGACAAUCCAGGAGUCUCCGGGCCGCAUCCCGGCAGGCCGUAUACCUCGCAGCAAGGAUUGUAUACUUUUAGCUGAUCUCUGUGACAGAUGUAAACCUGGUGAUGAAGUGGAUUUGACUGGAAUAUAUACUAACAAUUAUGAUGGAUCACUUAAUACUGAACAGGGAUUCCCAGUAUUUGCAACAGUAAUUAUAGCUAAUUACAUAGUAGUUAAAGACUGUAAGCAUAUCGUGGAAUCUCUAACAGACGAGGAUGUUGCCAGUAUUAUAAAGUUGUCCAAAGAGGCUAACAUCGGAGAGAGAAUUGUACAGAGUAUGGCACCUUCUAUAUAUGGACAUGAUUUUAUUAAAAGAGGUCUAGCGUUAGCUUUGUUUGGUGGAGAACCUAAAAAUCCAGGUGAAAAGCAUAAAGUUCGAGGAGACAUCAAUGUUCUUAUUUGUGGCGACCCCGGUACCGCCAAGUCACAGUUCCUUAAAUAUACUGAAAAGAUCGCACCCCGUGCCAUAUUUACAACUGGUCAAGGAGCGAGCGCGGUCGGUCUCACUGCUUAUGUAAGAAAGAAUCCAACAACAAGAGAAUGGACAUUGGAAGCUGGUGCUUUAGUGCUGGCGGACCGCGGAGUGUGUCUCAUAGACGAGUUCGACAAAAUGAACGAACAGGACAGAACCUCCAUACAUGAAGCUAUGGAGCAACAAUCCAUCUCCAUAUCCAAAGCAGGCAUCGUUACAUCACUACACGCCAGAUGCUCAAUAAUAGCAGCGGCGAACCCAAUAGGAGGUCGCUACGACCCCUCGCUUACGUUCUCAGAGAACGUGAACCUGUCGGAGCCGAUACUGUCGCGGUUCGACGUGCUGUGCGUGGUGCGGGACGAGGCCGACCCCAUGCUGGACACACAUCUCGCUAAAUUCGUAGUAAGUUCUCAUAUGCGACAUCACCCGACAAAACGCGGAGCUACCUUAGAGGAUAAUAUUACGGACGAUAUCGGCAUACCGCAAGAUUUACUGAAGAAAUAUAUCGUAUAUUCGAAGGAAAAUGUACAUCCCAAGUUACAGAACAUGGAUCAAGAUAAAGUGGCCAAGAUGUACAGUGAGCUGCGACAGGAGUCCCUCGCAACUGGCAGCUUGCCCAUCACUGUCAGACAUAUUGAGUCAGUUAUCCGUAUGAGCGAAGCGCACGCACGUAUGCAUCUACGGGCUCAAGUAGACGAACAGGACGUCAACAUGGCCAUACGCACUAUGCUUGAAAGUUUCGUCGAUACGCAGAAAUACAGCGUUAUGCGACCUAUGAGACAGACGUUCCAGAAAUAUCUAUCAUACAAGAAGGAUCACAGCGAACUAUUAUACUACAUUCUACGUCAACUCACAAUGGACCAGUUAGCUUAUAUGCGUGGUUUGCACAAUCACUCACAGUCCACUAUAGAGAUAUCAGAAAGAGAUCUAACGGAGAGAGCGAGACAGAUAAACAUCACAGACCUCAAGCCGUUCUACGAUAGUAGGAUAUUCAAAAUCAACAACUUCAGUUAUGACCAGAAAAGGAAAGUGAUUAUUCAUAUUUUGCCAGAAGCGCCUAGUGCGACGUAAUGAACUGGAUAUGUACAGUCGCGGACAUCCGCGGUGUUAUAAACUCCGCCUUUUACAAAUAACCAAUUAGGUAACAGUGAAUUAUGUAAACGACGGGAUAAUAAAAAAAGCGGUGUUCUACUGACUGACAUCAUACUAAUAUUAUAUAUGCGAAAUUUUAGACAAAUGGAU